AUGGUCUACAUAUCCAAGUUCGCCGGUGCUGUGGCCGCUGCCUACCUUGCUUCCUUAGUCGUCGCUCAUCCUGGUGAGCACCAUGAUCUCGAGGACAUCAAGCAACAGAUCAAAGCCCGCGACCAGAUGGCUUCCGCGGCCAAACGAUCCAUCGACACCUGUUCCACCUCAGUCAAGGCUCGUGAGCUCAACUCUCGCUCGCUCGCUCGCCGCGCUGAGGCUGUCCGCGACCUUCGCCAGAAGCGAAACAUCCAGUCCAAGCCCCAAAAGUACCGCCGUGAUCUGGCAACCCUCGAGGCCUUUGAGGCUGUCAACCACAAUCAGACGGAUGCUCUGUACUAUGACAGCUCCACCGAGGAGGCUACGGUCUAUUCUGCGAGCACCAGCACCGUUCUCAGCCCAGAAGUCACCGAUGGCCCAUACUACAUCCUCGGCGAGCUCAUCCGCAAGAAUGUAACAGAGGGUCAGAUCGGUAUCCCUCUCUACCUCGAAGUCCAGUACGUGGAUAUCACCACCUGUGAACCAGUCCCCGAGAUCUACGUUGACAUCUGGAACUGCAAUGCCACCGGCUUAUACAGCGGAGUUGUGGCUACCGGCAACGAGGAGUCCUGGGAUACGACCUUUCUGCGCGGCAUCCAAGCCACCGACUCGGACGGAGUCGCAUCCUUCGAGACCAUAUUCCCAGGCCACUACGAUGGCCGGGCCACCCACACGCACUUGCUAUCGCACAGCAACGUGACGGUGAUGGCGAACGGCACCAUCCAAGGCGGCGCCGUAUCCCACAUCGGCCAGCUGUUCUGGCAGGAGACGCUCCGGUCCGCCGUCGAAGAGACGUACCCGUACAACACCAACACCCAGGCCAUCACCUCCAACGCCGACGACAUGUGGUCCAUCGUCCAAGCGGGUACCAACUACGACCCGUACCCGGAGUACAUCUAUCUCGGCAACGGCAUCGAGGAGGGCCUCUUUGCGUGGAUCCAGAUCGGCAUCAACGUCACGGCGGACCAGUCCUCGUCGAGCUACUACGCCGUUGCUGGCACCAUCCAAGCUGACGGCGGACACCAGAACACCGAGUCGGGCGUUGGUGGCGCACCCGGGUCUGGCAUGGGCGGUGGGGGCUUCAACGGCACUGCACCUCCUCCUAACGGUACUGCGACUUCUUCUUAA
Molecule: messenger RNA, 1167 nt
Organism: Drepanopeziza brunnea f. sp. 'multigermtubi' MB_m1
Lineage: Eukaryota; Fungi; Ascomycota; Leotiomycetes; Helotiales; Drepanopezizaceae
Molecular function (GO): ferric iron binding; oxidoreductase activity, acting on single donors with incorporation of molecular oxygen, incorporation of two atoms of oxygen
Source: RefSeq, a predicted model, not a curated record